This is a messenger RNA of Theileria equi strain WA, 1385 nucleotides long. Its product is annotated as transcription initiation factor iib, putative. The record is from RefSeq and is a predicted model, not a curated record. Gene Ontology annotation, cellular component: transcription preinitiation complex; nucleus. Gene Ontology annotation, biological process: DNA-templated transcription initiation; transcription preinitiation complex assembly. NCBI's taxonomy places the organism in Eukaryota, Apicomplexa, Aconoidasida, Piroplasmida, Theileriidae. Gene Ontology annotation, molecular function: TBP-class protein binding. The transcript has a single exon. Bases 456 to 1385 code for a protein of 309 amino acids.
AUACGUUCAAGUGACGAGCGUUUUAUCAGUGUUAACGUUUGCGUUGGCUGUAUGUAUAUAUUAUCAGUCCAAUACGUAAAUGGUUGUUAAUAUAUAUAGAUACUUACUGAGAAAAUGUAGUACAAACUCCAGGACAUAUAGCAGCGUUAAUACUACAAUAGUUGAAAAAAGUAAAGAAGUUUUAAAGGUUUUAAAUAUUGACUUAUCCGAAAUAGAGAAAGAGAGGGAUGUUGUAGUUUACACCCGGAAUAGACUAUGUAGCAAAUGUAACAAAAAUGUCAAGAUUUCCAAUCCAGAGUACAUAGAAAACUCCUGUGCCGAUAGUUGGCGCUAUUUCCACAAUAUUACAUUUAUCCCAAAUUGUCCUAUAUUCGGUAUUAUGAAGUUCACCAAAUUCCAUAAGCUUAGGGUUGAACAAAAAAUUGCAAUUUCAAAGUAGAUUAUAAGUGUAUGAGAUGGCUGUAUCUAAUUCACGACCUCGUAUAUUCAAGAAGAAGACUCUAUCCUGUCGUAAUUGUGGUGAUGCAUCCGAAGUUUUAACCGAUGAUGUUGAAGGCAUUCGUCUAUGUUCGGGAUGCGGCUUAGUUUUGGAGGACAAGCUUAUAUCUGAACAACAAGAAUGGCGUAACUUUAAUACAGAAUCACUUGGUGCUGCUCAUGCCGAAAAGAGCAGAGUUGGUGAAUUCAACGAUGUAUGGCUUGAUGACGUUGGGAACAGUACGACAUUCAUUGGUGGCUCUAAGAAGAUGCAACAAUUACAGAGUUUGAUGGGAAAUUAUGACAGUAGUGAUAGAAUCCUGCGUAAUGCAUAUUCCCUUUUGCGUGGAGUUGGGGAUUCUUUGGACAUAAAAGACCAUGUAACCGAGCGCUGCAAGGAAAUAUUGAAAGAUAUGCAUGAAGCAUCAAUCCUCAAAGGGCGUUGCACUAUACUAAACAUACUUGCUAUUAUAUAUCUAGGAUGCAGAGAGUGUGGCAUCUCUCGAUCUCUUAGGGAACUUUGUAUAUAUGAUCGAAACAUAAGUCCUAGAGAUCUAGGAAGAGCCAUAAAUAGACUGAAAAAACAACUUCCAAACAGGGGAAAUGCUCCUGUAGAGGAUACUAUGCAAAUCCUUCCCAGAUAUACUUCGAAACUAAAUUUGUCUACCCAUAUAGCCAACAUUUGUGAAAAUGUCUGUAGCCAGGCUACAAUGCUUCUUAGAAGCUCGCAUAGGACCACGUCAUUGGCUGCGGCAAUAAUCUAUUUUGUUACUCAGACAAUGAUGCCUGGCCAAAUUAGCAUCGCAGAUAUAGCACUUGUGUGUGGGACAAGUGUUAAUACGAUCAAGGUAACGCACAAAGAAUUGAUGGAUAUCAAGGACAAAUUGUUGAAUAAACUAGUGCAAUAG